Chinchilla lanigera (long-tailed chinchilla) is the source of this 3337-nucleotide messenger RNA. RefSeq names its product SRY (sex determining region Y)-box 13 (gene Sox13). Gene Ontology annotation, biological process: cell fate commitment; regulation of transcription by RNA polymerase II. Gene Ontology annotation, cellular component: nucleus. The transcript is spliced from 14 exons. Gene Ontology annotation, molecular function: RNA polymerase II cis-regulatory region sequence-specific DNA binding; DNA-binding transcription factor activity, RNA polymerase II-specific. The record is from RefSeq and is a predicted model, not a curated record. Bases 10 to 1986 code for a protein of 658 amino acids. Lineage: Eukaryota; Metazoa; Chordata; Mammalia; Rodentia; Chinchillidae.
CAGAAGAGCAUGGAGAAGGCAGGGCCAGCACCUGAGGCUCCUCGUCCUCCUGGCUGGCCUCCGUCCCCACGCUUCCCAAGGCAUGUCCCUGGCCCCCACCCCUGGAGGCAGGUCUCCUUCCUCCAUCCACCCUUCACGAUGUCCAUGAGGAGCCCCGUCUCUGCCCAGCUGGCCCUGGAUGGCGCUGGCACCAUGGUGAACUGCACCAUCAAGUCGGAGGAGAAGAAGGACCCUUGCCACGAGGCUCCCCAGGCUUCGGCUGCCGUGGCUGAGCCCCAGCCUGGAGACCCCGCCCGGGACCCCCUGGAUGUUGCUGACCCCCAAGCUCCAGCUCAGGAGUGUAGCUCUCCAGAGAGCGGCGGGUCCCCAAAGCCGAAGCGACCGGAUGCCUCUGAGGCAGCUUCUGGAAGCCAGGAGAAGCUGGACUUCAAUCGCAACCUGCAGGAGGUUGUGCCGGCCAUCGAGAAGCUGCUGUCCAGCGACUGGAAGGAGAGGUUUCUGGGACGAAGCUCUGUGGAAACCAAAGAUGUCAAAGGGACCCAAGAGAGCCUGGCAGAAAAGGAGCUGCAGCUUCUGGUCAUGAUCCACCAGCUGUCCACCCUGCGGGACCAGCUCCUGACCGCCCACUCGGAGCAGAAGAACAUGGCCGCCAUGCUGUUUGAGAAGCAGCAGCAACAGAUGGAGCUGGCCCGGCAGCAGCAGGAGCAGAUCGCCAAGCAACAGCAGCAGCUGAUUCAGCAGCAGCAUAAGAUCAACCUCCUUCAGCAGCAGAUCCAGCAGGUCAACAUGCCUUACGUCAUGAUUCCAGCCUUCCCCCCAAGUCACCAGCCUCUGCCUGUCACCCCCGACUCCCAGCUGGCGCUGCCUAUUCAGCCCAUCCCUUGCAAACCAGUGGAGUACCCACUGCAGCUGCUGCACAGCCCCCCUGCGCCUGUGGUGAAGAGGCCGGGGGCCAUGGCCGCGCACCACCCCCUGCAGGAGCCCUCCCAGCCUCUGAACCUCACCGCCAAGCCCAAGGCUCCUGAGCUGCCCAACACCUCCAGCUCCCCCAGUCUGAAGAUGGGCACCUGCGGCCCCCGGCCCCCCAGCCACGGGGCUGCCCCACGGGACCGGCCAUCCAGCCCACCCAGCCUACCCCUGGGCUUCCUGGGUGAAGGGGACGCUGUCACCAAAGCCAUCCAGGAUGCCCGGCAGCUGCUGCACAGCCACAGCGGGGCCUUGGAGAGUGCCCCCAGCACCCCCUUCCGCAAGGACCUCAUCAGCUUGGAUGCCUCCCCAGCCAAGGAGCGGCUGGAGGAGAGCUGUGUGCACCCUCUGGAAGAAGCCAUGCUGAGCUGUGACGUGGACGGCUCCCGCCACUUCCCUGAGUCCCGAAACAACAGUCACAUCAAGAGGCCCAUGAAUGCCUUCAUGGUGUGGGCCAAGGAUGAGCGGAGGAAGAUCCUGCAAGCCUUUCCGGACAUGCACAACUCCAGCAUCAGCAAGAUACUCGGCUCCCGUUGGAAGUCCAUGAGCAACCAGGAGAAGCAGCCCUACUACGAGGAGCAGGCGCGGCUGAGCCGGCAGCACCUGGAGAAGUACCCCGACUACAAGUACAAGCCGCGACCCAAGCGCACCUGCAUCGUGGAGGGCAAGCGGCUGCGUGUGGGCGAAUACAAGGCCCUGAUGAGGACCCGCCGCCAGGACGCCCGCCAGAGCUACGUGAUCCCCUCACAGGCUGGCCAGGUACAGAUGAGCUCCUCAGACAUCCUGUACCCCCGGGCAGCAGGGGUGCCCCUGGCACAGCCUCUGGUGGAGCACUAUGUCCCCCAGAGCCUGGACCCCAACAUGCCUGUCAUCGUCAACACCUGCAGCCUCAGGGAGGAGGGAGAGGGCGCCGACGACAGGCACUCGGUGGCCGAUGGCGAGAUGUACCGGUACAGCGGAGACGAGGACUCCGAGGGUGAAGAGAAGAGUGAUGGGGAGCUGGUGGUGCUCACAGACUGAGCCAGUGGCUGGCCUGGCCCUCCUCCCUGGGGCAGCCCCCCCCCACCCGCCCCGGGCACAGCCAGCCGGCUUGGACUAUGUUGGUACUUGGACGUGGGGCGCCCAGGGAUGGUCAGAGCCGUGCACUUGUAGAUGCACUGGCAAGGGGAGAGCCCUCCUCCCCGACAGCCUUGGGCACCCCGAGGAGCUCUGGCCUUGGUGGCAGGACUUGCGUGGUAGUGCUGGGUGAGCUGGCUGAGCUCCCGGGCCCCGGCAGGGGACACUGGGUGACCCUUCCCUCUGGCAGGCCCACCACCGCGGGGCGUGGCAGCUGUACAUCUGUCCCCCCGGGUCACGUGCUUUGAUUCCGUGCUUGUCCUGUGGGACCAACACUCCCUCCUACACGCACACCCUGAUCACUCCUGUCACCAGGAUCACUGUAUUCUGCAAAAGGGUCUGACUGUCCCUCACCGUCAGUUUCUGCCAAGCCCUUUGUGCCUCUGGCUGCUGUGUGCGUGCGUGCGUGUGUGUAGUGUGUGCGUGUACAUGCGUGUGUUUUCAUCCAUUCAUUGCACAAGGUAUUUAUUGCGUGCCCACUACGUGCCAGCCACUGUUGCUUCUCUGGGGGCCCCUUCUGUGCUUCUCUUUGUCCCCGAAUUGCUACCUCUUUGUCAGUCUGGGUGUCUCAGGUUCUGUGUGUCCUUGUGUGCGCCUCCGACCCCGUCUCUCCGCAAGGCCCUCUCUCUCUCCCCUGUCCAAGCCUGGCCCUGCCCUCUGGAUUUUCUGGGUCUGUGUGGGCCCCUGGGCUGCCUCUGGGCCCCGUAGCCUUGCUGACCUCCCUCCCCGACUGUCUUUCAGUUCCCACGAGCCUUUUUUAGCUCUGAGCAGGGUAAGAAUGCGCCUCGGCUUCCACCAGCUUUGUCCUGGUGCCCGACCCCUGGGCGCAGGCCGAGUCCCAGGAGUCGGGCAGAGUUGCAGUCAAUGACAGAGGUCCAGUGAGGGACCCCAUGGCAGCUGGUCUCCAUUCCUUACUCCCGGAGUUCGCGGCGGGCGUUCCCUAUUGCUGAAGACUCGGCUUCCCCUUCCCCACUGGCGUGAGCAGUUAAUGUUUCCUAAGAACAUCAGUCCCAUUGGCACCUGACCCAAGGUCUCCCCACAGCUGGGGCCCAAUUGGGGACCCCUAAUGGGGACCUCUCAUCCCUCAGGGCCUGCCCCCAUCUCUCCCUUCCCCACGUCCGUCCCUCCUUCCAGGCUGUUUCUUUUUUAUGACUGUAAACAUAGAUAGUGCUUUAUUUUGUUAAUGAGAUAAUGAGUAACUUAACCAGCACAUUUGUUUUCUGAUGGCAUAAUAAAGAGACCGUGUCAGAAUCGA